This is a messenger RNA of Drosophila bipectinata, 380 nucleotides long. RefSeq lists its product as uncharacterized. The record is from RefSeq and is a predicted model, not a curated record. Lineage: Eukaryota; Metazoa; Arthropoda; Insecta; Diptera; Drosophilidae.
GGUUGAAGAGAAUUGUAAUUCAUUUUAUUCUUGACGUUCGAGCUACAAACAUCCAAAUCGGUUUUAGUUGUUUUUUUUUCGGUAAAAAUUCAAUAAGUAAUCCCAUUUUGGUAAGAUGCCCAGCAAGAAGAAGGAUUCGGUCAAGAGCGCCAAGAAAGGAGCCUCUGAUGGAACUGGUGAGAAACCAAACGCAGAUCCUGCCAAGUCUGGCUCAGCUACCUCUGCGGAUCCUUUGGCCGAAAAGGAGGCAAAGGGCAGCAAGAAGGGCAAGGGCAAAAAGAAGUAAAAUCUAUACAAUAUUUUUCCAUCCUGAACCCAAAAUCGGAUGCGAAUAUAAAUGGAUACCGCUAAUGUCAUAACGAAACAAUAAAACCGAUAUA